AGGCACCAACACAUCUAUCGCCAUCAUCACUGCCGCAAAUCUAAAGAAAUAUAUAUAAACUUAGUUAUGUAAUAAACCUGCCUAAUAGUUAAACAUUUGUCAACUACUAGGCACCUAGUCGGAGACUUUCUUUUUUUUUCCUUCCCCCCCCUCACGACGGUUGUUUAUGUGACCGCAGGAAUCAUAUUUGAACUUCGAUUUGGGAUGGACCGCAGAUCAUGACGCCUGAUCAGAUACAAGUCCUCUUUAAGGACAUCCCCGAAAACGAAGAAUUAGGAACCCAGACACUACAACAGAUCUUCGAUGUCGCACAGGAGCUGAAGGAAGCGGGGUCUCCAGAUCUUCAGAUCUUAGCUGCAAGUAUUGCUAUUGGAAGUCGAGAAGUACUAUGGAGAAUACCGCUUGGAAAAUCCGGGUUACUAGAUUUUUUCCUUGAACUCCUGAAAGGGGAUAACUUAGAUCCGGAUCUUACAGCAUUUGCACUUCGUAUCAUAGGGAAUACUUGUGCAGACAAAGAUGAAAACCGACAACGGGUUAUUGACUCAGGUCGUCUACCUGAGCUAGUCGGUCUGUUAUAUCAUCACACUUUAUUACAAUUCGCCAUUCCAGUUCUAUAUAAUAUCUGUGUAGAUUACGAACCUGCUCAGAUAGCUGUAUCCAAAGCGAACUUGACUAAAGCCAUAAUUGACUUCCUCAUAAACCCAGAGUUACAAGAUAGAGCGUCGGCGUAUUUAUAUAAAUUGGCAGGCCUUGUAGCAGCGCAAGAUAUCGAGCCUAAUUUAUUCGUCCCACAAGCACCUCAUGUUCUCCUAUCUCGUGCCACCUUGGAAGCCUCCAACCCAGAAUCUACAGAUCUAGAUAGCUUCGUAGGACUAUCUACUGCCGCAUUAACAUAUCUCUCCCAUCAGAACUUCCAAGAGAGCUUCCUCGAAACCCCAGACUCCAUCAAAGUGUUCCUUGCAGCCUUUCAAAUAGUCAUCGAAGCCCCCCGUAUCUUCGAAACCGAAGACGCUGAAGAACGAGCACAGCUCAACCAACUGCAGGCCACAUAUACCCAGACCUUAGCCGAUCUAUCUGGAAACCCUCUCUUUGUAUCUCUCUGUCCCCUAGAUGGACCAUUAGUCGACUAUUUGCUCCGAUGGCUCUCUUCCUCUCAGCAUGUACAGUUGCAAACAGCAGCAUGUCUCGCGCUCGGCAACCUCGCCCGCUCUGACGCCUCCAGCAUCGCCCUAGUACAGAACUUAUCUAUCCACAAGCCGCUCAUCGCAAUUCUCUCGCCCCCCGACUCUGAUUCUUCAACUCCCGACCUCCAGCUCCUCCACUCCGCGCUCAGUUUCUUAAAGAAUCUAUCCAUUCCCCCUAGCAACAAAUCCGUGCUAGGCUCGGCUGGGAUCCUGGGCGCGGCCAUGCUCCCCCAGACCUGGGCCAUGGACACGCAACCACAGAUUCAAUUUGACGGGGUUUCUCUCGCACGCCUUCUCCUCGUGAACUGCGCACCAAAUGUGCGUCGUGUGUGCUUACCCCUAACUCCGACCACAGACACGCAAGAGCAGCGGACACCACUCCACGAGCUGAUGGAGCUGCACCGCAAAGCAGAUCAAGACCCAAUAAAGAUGGAGACAGCGCGCGCGGUAGCCAACAUCUGCCGGGUUUUGUACUCCUCUAUGCCGGUAGGCUCUGCGUUGCUCCCUGCCUCUGAUACAGCAACUCCUCUACCCGAAGAAGAAACUGCGUCUCUAUCCCUGUCUGCAAUAGACAAAUUUUAUGCCGUACAUCCCGCGCUCGCCGACACGCUUCUGUAUCUUGGGCUACAAACCAAAUUUCCCGUCCUCCGAUCCGAGCUAUGGUUUGUGCUUGCGCUGAUGGCGCGCUCAUCUUCCGGUGCCAGUGUCGUAGCCCGGUUCCUGCAUCAACGGCCUGAGAUCGUGAACGUGCUCGUCGAGGCUGUUAACGGAGAGAAGGCACCUGGAACCCAAGACCAAGACGCCAUCGUCCAAGAGAAUACCCCAGAAGAAGAAGAAGAACCGGGGUCUACACCCGACCUCUCGGCGCUAAGUGGACUGGGCCAGUUGGAGCCGCAGCAAGUUGACUCGGCUCAGGCGGCAACCAUGGCGAAGGUAGACCGGGAGAACGGGCUAGUGCUUAUCGCCGAGCUGUUGAAACGGUGUCCAGAUGAAUUGCCUACUCUGGCAAUAAAUAAAUUUAGGCGUGUAUUGAAGACGGGAUGGGGAGCUAAUUGCUAACGAUGAGAAUAAGGUGUGAGACGUUAAGCCUGGACAUGGGAAGACCGAUCUGUAGAACGUCGAUAUUAUGGGCUUGGUUUAGCUUGUCCUAAAGGUUAGAAGAUCAAGUUUGUUAGAAGCCUUUAGAAUACAAAUCCUGGUAGAUCUGAUCGUUGGAUGACGCUCUUCUACCAAUCCCUAUAAAAUUUGUUGAGCUUGCUUAACCAUUACAACAUUAUGCCCUAGCUCAUGUGGCACUUCGCGGUUUCACGUCACAUUGGUUCGAAGACGUAGAUCAUGUCCAUUCAUUUUUCAUUGAGAAAGACC
Molecule: messenger RNA, 2549 nt
Organism: Annulohypoxylon maeteangense
Lineage: Eukaryota; Fungi; Ascomycota; Sordariomycetes; Xylariales; Hypoxylaceae
Product: ARM repeat-containing protein
Exons: 5
Coding region: 219-2243 (674 amino acids)
Biological process (GO): positive regulation of GTPase activity
Cellular component (GO): cytosol
Molecular function (GO): guanyl-nucleotide exchange factor activity; protein binding
Source: RefSeq, a predicted model, not a curated record